CGCAGAAUAUGGAAAACUAAUGUUUACGUCACGGCCGCGUCACCAAAAAAUUUUAGUUGUAUCUUUUUCUUGGAGGUGUCUCGUUGUGGAAGAUUGAAUAUAGCAUAAUAAUGGAAAUUGUACAAGAAUUUUCCAAUCAAUAUAUUGUGUAUAUACCCGUAGCUUUAGUUAUAAUCGUGGCAAUUUUGGUAUUUACUUUUGGAUUUAAACCUGCUGUACAACCACCUUUUGACAAAUUAUCCUUAGAUGAUAGAAAGUCAGCUGGGAAAAAAAGGAAACUCAAGGAAAAGAAACUGACUGCUAAUGGUCAUAUCGCUAGUGGAGAUCAGAAAUCAGACAAGUCACCGUCAAAAGAAUCAAAAAAGUCACCACAAAAGGAACCUGCUGAACCAAAAUUGGAAAAAAAAGAAAAAAAACCAGAAAAGUCAAAUGAUAAAUCCAAGAAGCUGGAAACCAAGAAAAUCGAAGAAAGCAAAAACAAGAAGAACCUAAACAAAGCCCCAGAAAAGCCAGUAGAUUUUGAUGAUGGUAAUUGGGAAACAGUACCGCUUAAAGCUGAUAAGAAAAAGAAAGAGCAAUCUCCCAUUAAAAAAGAUAAAAAAGCAGCUAAAAAAGAAAAAGAUACUAAAGUAGAAAAGGCAGAAAUAGAAAAACUGGUUAAAGAUGCUGUGAACAAGGAACUAAGAGAAAAAGAAAAGGAAGUGAUAGCUGAAGAGAAAAAAGUAGAAGAACCUAUUAAGAUCGAAGUAGUUAUUAAUGUACAGGAAAAGAAAGAUAAAAAAAAGAAAGAAAAGAAGCCUAAAAAAGAAGAUGUCGAAAAACCUGUCCAAGAAGAAGUUAAAAUAAAACAGGAAGAUGUUAAGAAAGAAAUUAAAAAUGAAGUUAAGGAUGUAACUCCUCAAAAACCUCUAGUACCUGAAAAAAUUGAGGCACCUGUUAAUGUGGUCCCUCAAGAAACUGCUCCCGUUUUUGAUGAAUUAGGUGACACAUGGACUGAAUCCAAGGCAACUAAGAAAACAAGCAAGAAAAAAGCUCGCAGGGACAAUUAAAAUAGAUCAUCGAAGACUUAAAAACAAACUAUUUCAGCCUGUACACUAGAAUUUAAGAGUAACAGGUAAAUGUGAUCACAAAACCAGAAGCAUCUAGCUACGGGACUCAGAUCUCUAUAAUCAAUAUAAAAAGACUUGACUAUUGAUUACACUAAAUCUAUUUAGUUCAUAUAUGAUAGCCAUUGUUGAAAGUCUCUUUAAUUACAUCACUUUCAGUUUUUUGUUAAUAGUUUUUGGUAGAAUUUGUGAGAUAAUUCAUAUAUUUAUUAAUUAAAGGAAUUUAUAAGUAUUGAAUCAGACACAAAUAUUUUUUAAAUAUAGCUAAACCUGGCUACCAUAUGUGGAAUAAUUGCAGAGAAAUAUAAACCGUUUCACGAUUCCACUAUUCUAAUGAACUCUGAGGGUUUUUGACAUUUGAAAAAUUUGCCAGAUCAGUGUUAUGAAACUAUAUGUUUUUUGCUUAAAGUUUCUAAUGGGUUUUAAAUUAGUGAAUACCUGCAUAGAUUUGGAAAUAUUGUGUAUAGACAUGUGUGUAUUCAUAUAUCUUGUCAUAAGUACGAUUAAAAAUCACCAUUAUGCAUUCCCAGUACAAAAGAUUCUGUAUUUAUAAUAUUCCUUGUAAUUUUUCAAAAUUUGUUUUCCUGUAUUAAGUUUCAUUUGUUUUAUCAUUGUUUUUAUUUUUGUAUUUAGGAUAUUUUUGAUACAUUAAGUUUGCUCGCCUUUUUUAUGUAUAUUUUGUUAUAUUCACUUUAUUUUUUAUACUAUUUUGUUAAUAUAUCCAUUAGGGUGAUUCAUUCCCGAAAAAAGAUUAUUUUUUCGGUUCUCAAGUGAAAUAAUCUACAUACAGAAAAAAAAUUCAACAAGUUUGAGCUCUUAAUAGCAAUUUUAAUUAUAAAUAUAAAGUUUUGCUGUUUAGAAUGCAUAUAACAAAAAUUUUUGUAUCCAAAUUUAUAAUGCUUACUUUUUACAAUAUUACAAAUCAGUUUGAUGGAUCUUGUGGGGAAUUUUAAAAUUGACAUUAUGAGCUCAAACUUGGUGAAAUGUUUUUUUUAUAUGUAGAUCAAUAUUUUGUUUGAGCACCGAAUAAUGGUACAGAAAUGAAUCACCCUAAUAUCGAUCUAUAAUUAUUAUCUCCACUGCCAUUUUCUCCAUUCCUGUUUAUAUUUUCAAAAGAUUUUUCGUUACUAGGCAGAUUUUUCGAAAGCUAAUCAGUCUUGUGGAAGGUUGAUAACAUCUAUGAAAACAAAAUUAUUAUUUAUUUCGAAUCUUAUACCGAGACAUCGAAAAAUAACGUGAAUAGAUGUUUUUUUUUAUUAUUUUUAUGUUACUCUGCAAAAAAGGGUUGUAAUCAUAAUUGAGAGGUUAAGUCGCAGAUGUAUUUUUUUAAUAUAAGUAAUUUUUAGUAAUUAUUAGCCUAUUGUGUAAAGUUUGAUAUGUCAAAAAGAGCUUAUAAAACGGGAUUGCCAAAAAAUUUUACAUUUUCACUAUUAUUUUUAGUCUUUAUAUACGAUUUAUCUAAGAUAGUACCUGCUACUGUUUUUUUUAAUCAAACCAUUUAAAAGUUGAUUUUUUUUUUGUUGAAAUAUAUUUUAAGAUAAUUUUUAUUGUAAGGGUUGUUAUCUGUUGAAAAAUAACAUCUAAUAGUGUAUUAGAAAAAGAAAUUAUUUAAAUUAGUUAGUGAUGAAGUUUGUUUUACUCUGAGAGGACCUUUCUUAAAGAUAUUCAUUGUUUAAAAUGUUGUAUAAGAUAUAAUUUUCUCCAAAAUUUUGUUAUUUAAUGUUAUAUAGCAAUAAAUUGAAUAUAAUACACCCCUGUUUAUAAUACUUUUCAAAUUCCCUUAUUGGAAUGAUCUCUGUACAAAAUAUACAGAAACUGUAUAUUUUAAAAUUCUUUUCUUGAUAUCAAUGAUAGAUUAUCUUGAGUGAUCCAUUACCAGACCUGUUAAUUUAGUUGAUUUGAAAAAUUCAGAUCCAAUUUAUAUGAUUUGUUGUAUACCAUGGGGCCCAGCCUUAAUUUUUAUGUCGUUUCGUUAUUUUAUUAUUUAUUUUCCAAAAAUGGAAUAUUUUUUAGCAAUCCUCGUUACUUAAUUGUAGGUGCAGCAAAUAUAAGUGUCAACUAUAUGUAAUUCAGCAUUCCAAUGGUGAAAAGCCUUUAAAAUUUAAGUUAAGUUCAAAAAUGUUUAAUAGUGUAAACUGUGUGCCAAAAUUGAUUAAAUUAUUAGGGUGUCUGUCAAAGAAAAUAAAAUCAUAAUAAUAAAGGGAUUAAAUUUUAGCAGUUUGGUAUAAUGGGGGGACAUAGGUUCUCAUUUAUAAUAAAUUAUAUAGGACUUUAUGAACUUAUGAACCAGACACCCCGAUAGUCUGAUAGUGCAACAAUACAACUAAUUUAAAUCGAUAUUUUUGAAUCGUAAUUAAAUUAGAGCAAACAUAUGUUUUUAAUAAAGUUUAUUGUCUCAUAUGUCCAAAAAUUAUUGAAAAGACAAAUUAUGAUUCGAUUUAUUGAUCUAAUCAUUUUUGACGAACAACUGUGUUGUUUUGGUUUUUUUGUAUAUCAGGAACAAUUUUUGUUUGUUAAUUAAUAUUUUAUAUUUUUAAUAAAAUAAUUUUAGGUAAUGGUAUACUAAUUAUAUAAGUUACAGUUAAAGCCUGUUUUCAGUUGAUUUUAGUUUUGACUAGGGAAGACUAGUUCUAACAAACUUGGAUAAAGUCCCAGGUACAACUUUUCUCAGUUUCAUAAGAUGCUCCUGGAAAAAAUUUUGUGUUUCUAAUCGAGGUUUGUACAAAAAAAUGAUAUGCCAUGAAAAUUUAUUGUAAAAAUUCUGACUUUUUAGUGUUCUACUAGAAUAAAAUUUGAAAUGUAUAAAACCUAGUUUUAACACUAGAAAUAACUAGUUUUUACUAUAAGAACAAGUUUUAACAGAAAGGGUUCGUGAAAACUAUACUUUCCCUGUCAAAACUAGAAUUAACUGAAGACGGAUUUUAACUGUAACAUAUACAUUUCGGUUUUUUUUAUAUUUAAAUGUAUAGGUUCAGUAAUAAUUUUUUGUUUUCUAAACUUUGUAUUCUUUUCAAAGAAACACUAUAUUCACUAAAAAUCAAUUGCCUUAUAUUUGGCAAAUUAGCAAAACCUUAAUAAGUUUAAGAAUAUAUUUUUGCGAUAUAUGGAGAGUUUUUAGUAAAUUAUAUGUCUUCCACUUGUGUGUUUUAUAUAUAGAAAAUUAGUUUUGUAUUAUGUUUUUUCCAUUUUCUUUCUAUAUUCGCUUUUUACCUAAUUUUUUAGAUACAGUUGUACAAAUGGUCGUUCAGUUGAAGUCAAAAGUUCAAUAUUAACUAAAAAUCGAAUCGAAUGAAGUUAAAAUUGACAUUUGUAAAUUGGGAACAGUAAAUCCUCUUAUUAAUAUUGAAUUUGUAUCAUUUUUGGUUUUCCUUAAAUUACAAAUAAAAACUAAAUAACAACAAUCGAAAUUGACAAUAAUAUAGAUAAGAAAUGGGAAUAUGUCACAAUAUCUUAUGUAGGUUUGUUUUCAAUGUAACUUAAUACAUCAAACAAUAAGUCCCAGCAAUUUAAAAUGCUCAAAACGCUUUUCUAACCUUUCUGUUUAAUUUUUAUACAACAAUUUUCCUUUGGUCUCAAUAUAGGCUUUAUAUUUAGAUUCAUAUCUUUCCUUGUAACAUUUUUUUCAGCUCUAACAACAUCCAUUAUAUGCUGGUAGAUAGAUCUGGUGAAUAUGGUGGAUACGGGAACAAUUUAGGUUCAUUUUAUUGAAUUAGACCAUCGCUUUUAUCGAGUUAUGACACAAUGCAUUGUCAAUAUUCAUUAUUAUUUUUCUUUUUUCUAUCAAUGACAAUAUGUCAUUUUAACAUGCCUCAGAAGGCUUUUAUUGAGUCCAGAUUAGAAUAUGAAACCUAUAUAUAAAAAUACUUCUCUUUUAUCCACUUAUGCUGUUCAAUCAACAGCAGCAGUGCACUGAACCUGAAUAUCCGGUGAAUUUUUAGUUUAUUCAAAAAUUUAAAUCAAGCAGCUUGAAAUAGCCUAUUUAUUUAUGAAUGAGUUAUAAGCACCCUAACACCGUGUUAUAACAGUGACAAGUUCGUGAUUUUAAUUUUUUUUUUGUGGAAGGUAUUUGAACUGUUUUUUUUUACUGGAAACUAUUCUCCAAUUCAUUUCUGAGAGGGUGACAAGAUAAUAUUCCGCACCGGAUUCCACAAGAACUUGGUACGUUACUGAGUCCUGUCCAGUUAUGAGAUUACCAUUUUGAUUCAGAUCACAUAUUGGCUAAACGAAAUCCUUUUCACUUAUCUAAACAAAUCUAAAAAGAUAUUUUAUACUCUUUUAUUUAUAACAAUUUGAUUUUACGAUUUUUCUUCAUUAUUUUCAAGAUCUCUUUUAUAUUUUCUUGUGUAAUCCCUUCUUUUGGACGUCUUGAUCAUUGUGCAUAAUCAGUGUUUGUACAGUCAAGUUUAAACUCUGCAUAUCAGCAGAUGAUGGUUGAUUUUUUCAGAAAAAAGUCACGAUAAUACUUUUCAAGCCAAGUUUUUGCCCCAAAAGUCUUUUUUUUAUUGUUUCAAAAAAUUCACCUUGAUAAAUUUAAAGUUGUAAGGAAUGAGAUUGAUAUUUCAUAGCAUCUUCCAAAAGAUGUAAUUUGUGUAAAUCGAUAUAAAUCAAACCAUGGGCUUAUUGAUUGAUGGUAUAAACAUGCAUGUUGACCAAAAUGGCCAUUAGUUGUACAAGUGUAUCGUUAUUGUAAAUGAUCAGUGACGUUUAUUUUCAAAAAUGGUAUUUUGACGUUGACAUGUGUCUGAUAUUAAAGAUCAAUAUCCUGAUCAAGAAUAUCUCAAUAAACCAGAAGAUAAAUUAUAGUACCUAAGAGUUAAUACAACAUCGAACAGGAUUUAAUUAUCGUUACUAAUAAAUUUAUGUUGAAAACUUAAUUUGGAAAAAAUAAUAAAUAUAUUGUUUUUAAUUUAUUGUGUUGUUUUUUAAAGCAAAUAAAUUUUUCUGGUUUUUUGAGUGAGAUUUGAUUUGCAGUACCAGCUAUGAAUAUAAUGAAAUUUGUUGAAACUAAAAACUACAGUCUGAGCUCAAUCGCCAUGUGGUCCAUGAAAAUUUCGAGUUAUACAAAAAUAAAUAUGCUUACUGUUAUUUCCUGUGAAUGAAAACUUAUGUAUUAUUUUAUUAAAAUGAUACAACAAGCACGUUAAUAUAUAUAUAUAUAUAUAUAUAUAUAUAUAUAUAUAUAUAUAUAUAUAUAUAUAUAUAUAUAUAUAUAUAUACCUAUGAGCGUUUUCGUAUCGGAAAUCUGGCAAAAUUAAAGAUCAAAGUGUACUAACUCUAAUAUAUUUCGAGCUUUCGAAUACUUAUGUAUUCAUCGUCUGGGAAUGAAAUGACAAUGACGCUGUUUAUUUACAAAGCGCCGGGUAGAGAAACAACUCUUUAUUGGUAUAGAAUUUUAACAAAGGAAAUCAGUUCAGAAGUGUUUACAAUAAUAAAAAAGGGAAUAUGAGAUUGAUUGUAGAAGUACUAAAUAUUGUAACACGUCAUCAUUAACGUUAUGUCAAAAGCGCGGGAAAUUUUGUUUGGCUGCAUAACCUUUGUCGUUUUGUAUUUGCCGACUAAUCCCGCUCUCGCGCUGAUCGAUGGCUACUUGAUGAAAAUUCGUGGUAAUGGGGUGAAAUACUAACACUUGUGAUACCUGUAACGAUAAAUUUUGUACAUUCAAACACAGGAUACCAAAUUGACAUAUGUCAAUGUCAAAACAAUUAUAUUUGUAUAUCAUAGAGUUAAUAUUGAAGAUAGAGUGAUAUGUAAGUAUAAUUGUACUAUCAGAAGACAGAGAAAAAGUAUCGCUCUACCACUCUGUUUAUCUUUCUACUCACAUCUGAUUCAUUUGCCAUUCCCACUACUGAAAACUUCGACGUCAUGACAAUCUAAUUAGAAUAGAGGCUUUCUUUAUCUAUUAGCAGUUCUGUUCCACUUGAACAAAGUUCCCACCCCCGCUUUCUGUAUCUUUAAUAUUAACUCUACGUUAAAAGAUAUGUGAAGAAAAAACUAUUUGAUUCAAUUAUGGUUAUUUAGAAACAAGAUGGAUAGCUACCUCUUAUGGAAAAUACCACAAUUACUGCAGUAUAUAAGUCGUCAUCGUUUUGACUACAUUGAAAUUUUAAAGAAAAAAAGUCGGUAAAGCUGAAUUAGUGAAAUAUUCAUAGAAUCAAAACCCAUUAUAACCCUGUGCUAUUUCUAUAAAAUGAUUUAAUUUUAUAUUUGUGAACUCAUUCUUAGUAUCAAUGAUAUCCAAAUGUUUAUUGAUGAGACACUCAGUCUCGCCACAUAUCUGUGGAAGAAAAAAAAUUAGUGUCGCUAACAGAAAUUGUCCCAGGAUGGCCAACAACCAUACUGCAGUCACUUACUCAACAGGGAGCUAGCUAGAAAUCUAUUGUGUUCCUAUAUUUGUCGAUUAAAUGAGUAAAUUUAUUUCGUAGAUAAGAGAGACUGAUAAAGAAUCAGAAAAAGUAAGUUUAAAUCAAAAAGAGUUAAAGCGAAUGCGUAUAAUACGAAAUUAGAUCAAAGUAGUUUAUUUUAUGUUAGUAGAAAUUGCAAAAAGCAUUCUGUAUUGAAUAUAUACUUCAACUUAUUUUUUUCUUGAAAUCAGUUUAAAUUUUGGUACACGUUUGAUACUAGUUCUAAGGCCUAAAAUAUAUUUUUGUGUUGUCGUGUAGUUUUAUACGUAUGCGAAUAAUUUACAAAAAAUAUGGUUAUAAUCGAGAGACGAUAUUUUUCUAUCAUAAAAAGUUUUGAAUUACUAAAUUUUAUGCGGUAAAGUAGAAUAUGAACAAUUCAAAUACAAUGCGAAAUAAUACAUUUCUGUAGAAUAUAGAAUUAGAAGAUUACCAAUUCUGUAUUUUUCCCAAUUAUUUCACUAAUUGUUUUUUUCAUAUUUGGAAUUUCUGAGACUAAAAACUUAAUAUGUUUUUUCGAUAUCUAAUCUUUUCGCCUCGACUUUUUGACUUAACAAAAUCUACAUUCUUGGAACUUAAUGGUGGAAUGAUAACACAAAUUUUGAAAAACAAUCUUUUUUCAACAUUCUCAGAAAAACUCGCAUGGGACAUAUAUGUCCUAGGCUUCAACAAUGGGUUAUAUCGAAUCAAUACAUAUCUCGAUAAAUCGAGAAACAGCCCAAACUAUGUUACAUUAAACACUAGUAACUUUUGUUCUUUUUUCAUUUUGUGACAUAUUCGACGAGUUGCUUCUUCCUCUGGCAAGUGAUUGCCAACAUUUUGCAGCGAAAUUACAGAUUUACAUAGUCUGUCGUACAACCUACACCUUUUUACGAAAGCGCGGUGUCUACCACACCUUCUCCAUAAUUUUAUGCCUCGCUCUAUUGGUUUCAGUGGUAAAAAUUCGGAUCUUACUUUUACUUACUUAAUUUUACCUGGAUCUGACUGCUUUCCAGAAAUGUCUUUUUCAGCUAUGCAAAUGUCUGCUGAUUUUGAACUGAAAUAUGACGUGAAAAAAAAACUACAAAAAUCUGUCUCUAAAUUUCUUUGCUUCCAAUAAAUUUAUUAUCGGAUUAGUACAAUUACACUCUUUCAGAAGGAUCUGUUUCUUAAAUAUAUUUGGAACGCUUUUUGUUUGUUGAGUAUUGUCACGCGUUCAUUAGUAUUGUCUUCUUCUUUUUACAAUAGGCAUAACGCCUGUUCCUUCUGCGAUAUUUGUCUUCAUCCUCCAACUCUUUCGUGGUCGACCUCUACUCUGUGUUCUAAUUGAAGAUUUAUCCCUAACUAUAUUUAUCAGCCUAUCAUCUGUAAUUUGACUUGUAUGUUGAUCUCAUAGUUUUUUACGUUAUGGUACCCAUUCGCUAAUUUUAUCUACGUCGCACAAUUUUCUGAUAUCUUCUCUUCUUUUUCGGUUCAAUAGUGUUUUCCCCGAGAGAAUUUUCAUUUUUGUGGUCUACAAAAGUUGUUUCGUUUUUGAUAUUCCUGAUUUUGUUUUUGAUGUGAAAAUUUCUAGGGAAAAUUUUUAGGCAAUCAUUCAAUUCAUUACAAGAACGACAAGACAAGACAACAAUACAAUUUCAGAUACUGGCUCCAAUUUUUUCUAAAUUUUCAUUGCUGUCAACUUCUGUUUUCAUAUUUUCUUCAACAUUACCUGGCCUGGAUUCUCUUGAGGAAAGUUACUUUCAUCUAUGUCAGAUUAUGAAGCCAUAUCGAUGGUAAAAGAAGCAUGUUCGGAGCCACUAUCUUGGAAAAGGUCCCAAUUAUCUUCAGAUACAAUCUACAAAUGAUCAACAAUCUCUUGUAGCUCUCUUUCGUUUAAAAGACUAAUGGACGUGUUUCUCGUUCAUACCUUUUGAUUUUAUUUCCUUUUGGGAUAUAUGGAGCCCAUUAGAUGCGAAAGGAUUAUUAUAGUAAGUAUAUUUAGGACAAAAGUAGUAGUAGUACUGAGGAACUAAAGAAGUUUAGGUUUUUGAUUUCUGGAAUAAAUCGGACAAUCUAUAUAAGUAAAUACAGUUCGAGUUGAUUAUUUGGUAAUGAUUCGUAAUAUCAAUAAUUAUGAAUAAAUAUAUAAUUAAGAAGAGAUUCCGAAAAAUGAUGCUAGUUUAGCAGAUGACUAAGUAAACGAUAAAAUAUUCACAGCUUAUUAUUCAAAAUGGUGUAGAACAUUGAGAAAACUAAAAUAAUUUCUAAAUUGAGAACUAUACCAGAGACUGGCAUAAUUUUGAGCAUUUUUUGAUAGUAUGUCUUCUAAUUAAAUAAACUGCAAACAAUUAUCUCGAAAAGAAAAAGUAUUUUCAAUUUUACAUUUGAAAAUCAUUUAAUAAUAGUAUGGUGCAAAUAAUUUUUUGUAAUUAAUCUUUUGUUUGUUUCUUCUAUCUUGUCAAUUUUCUUUAAAUAAUGUGUUCUAACGAAUUAUCAAAUAUGUGUUAAUACGACUUGCAAUAAAAACAUAACCAAACUUUCAUGUUAGAAAAAUGUCGGAUUCUAAUAAUUGAAAAAAUCGGAUUUAGUAGCUAAUCUGGAAACGAAACAAACCGUACGUGUUUGAAUAAUUACUUUUAUGUAUAGAUAACAAAAUCAGGAAGAAUUUAAAAGCAAAACGAAACUUUAUUUUAUACUACAAGUUUGAAAUUUUUCCUGUUUUUGGGAAACCUACUGUGGUUAUGACACCCUGUAUAUUGUACAAUUGUAAAUAGACCUUGUGAUUGGUUUUUGAUAUUCGUAUUUUUAAUGUCGUGUUGAUGGGUGUUUUAUUAAAAUACAUACAGGGUGUAGUUAGAUAUACAAAUAGCUGUUUUUUCAUUAAUUUAUUAUAAUUUUUUAUUCUUAGUUUAGUUUAUUUUUGAUGGUGAGUUUAAAUAUUUUUGUUUGUUGAAAAAUAA
Molecule: messenger RNA, 10425 nt
Organism: Diorhabda carinulata
Lineage: Eukaryota; Metazoa; Arthropoda; Insecta; Coleoptera; Chrysomelidae
Product: nucleolar protein 58-like
Exons: 3
Coding region: 111-1049 (312 amino acids)
Source: RefSeq, a predicted model, not a curated record